UGGAUCAGAAGAUUCUUUGAAAAUGUCCGAAUCAAAAGAACAAUUCAUUAACUGACGUCGCUGUUUUGGGCCUGUAGGUUACUGAAUCACUUCUGCUCGUAAAAUUUGUUAUUUUCCUGAAAUCUAGUGACUGCACUCUGGACUGUUAGGCACAAGGACGUUUGGCCUUUAUCACCUGUUGGAAGGCUGAAGUCUGCAGCAUGUCUCUGACAAUUUCUAAAGGUGAGGGUUUGACGGUCAUCACCAUCGCCUCAAACCCAAAGAGCAAAUGGCCCGUUCUGUGUCAGGUUUUGAGUUUUCUGUGCUGCAGUCCAGUGUAUUCUGUGUCUCAGAAUAUGAAAAGGAAGCUGACGAACAUCCACACAGCUCUUGGGACUAUGCAGAUAAUAGUUGGAGUCAUCAAUAUUGUGAUUGGGAUUUUGGUUCGAAGCUCUGGGAUAUGGAACAACAUUACAGAACUUGGGGUUGCUUUCUGGAUCGGUGGUGUGACCCUUGUAAUUGGAAUCAUGACUAUUCUUGCAACUAAGUUUCCCAGCCCUUUUCUGCUGGUCAUCGCAGUGAUUCUGAAUGUAGUCAGUGCUGCACUGGCUAUCACAGCUGUUGUGCUGUAUUCAGUGGACCUGGCAAAUGGAAAUGGUCUAUAUUGUGACACCAGUUAUUACACGUCUUACGGCUCUGCUGCAACACCUUCCCCUGAACAGAUGAGGAACACUGAGAUCUGUAUGCAGUACAAGUAUCUCAAUAAGAUGAUCUUCGGAGGACUAGAUAUCAUGAUGAUAGUGCUGUCGGUCCUUCAGCUCUGUGUGACCAUCAGUUUCUGUGUUUUGACUGGGAAAGCUUUGUGCAAGAAGGAUGAAGAUGUAAAGUCGGUGGAGGAUCCAGAACUUCACAAGCCGCUCCUGGAAGACGACACUGCUGGUGCUGCAUGUUAGAGAGACAAGAUAUAAAGCAACAAAUAUAUACAGUACAUACAACACUUCUCAAUAUAGAGAUGAUUUCCUAUAUGUUUAUUCUUAUUGGGUGUUUUCCUUAAACGUUUGGUUACUGCUAUAAAAUAAGGGGCUGCUUUUUGAAAUAAAUGAAUUGAGUACUUUGGCAUCAUCAUUAUAUAUAUAUAUAUAUAUAUAUAUAUAUAUAUAUAACACCUCUUGACUAUAGUUCCUUUUAUAUUAAGUUUAAAAUGCGUACAAGUUUGCAUUAUUUGUCUCCGUUCAAAACUGACCUUAGAUGGAGCAGGUUUUCACCCCAAUCUGACAUUUAAAGCAAUAGUUCACCCAAAAAUGAAAAUUUACUCACCCUCAGGCUAUCCAAGAUGUAGAUGAGUUUGUUCUGUCAUGGGAACAGAUUUUUAAGCAUUACAGAAAUGUAGCAUUAGAUCACUUGCUCAGCAAUGGAUCCUGAAUGGGUGCUGUCAGAAUGAGAGUCCAAACAGCUGAUAAAAACAUCACAAUAAUCCACAAGUAAUCCACACCGCUCCAGUUCAUCAAUGGCCUUAGGGUGAACUUUUCCUUUGAGAAAGUGCAUCCUAAGAACACAGUUCUCCAAUUCAAAAUCUGCGUGAGUAUUGAGCCUGAAUGUAGUGAAAAUAUCUCUUUUUCAAGUAUAUUGAAAGUCUUUUGAUUACAUAAAGAUAGAAAACAUUUCAGAACAACGACUUAAAAGUAAUAUCUUUUUGUGGCCAUAUGCACGAUUUCACCACCAGAUGGUGUUAAGAUGCUUGAGUUUUAAGCAGAUCAUUUGCCUUUGAAAGAGACAUAACUUUGCCAAGGCUACCAUACAGAAUUGUGUGAUAAACAUUAAGUAAGACGAAAUUCCACCAUUAGUACUUAACUCUAAAUAUUAAAAUUGAAAAGCCAUUUCACAACAUAUAGGAACUAAUUAUCUGUAUAUGUGGCCAUUCUCUCUUUCUGUCUAGUUUUCUGUGGUAUUACCAUGUGAAUAUGUAAGCAUUCCUUGAUGGCUGGGAUUACAUUUAACUAAAUUUGCUGCCACUUUUGACACUGAAAAGAUUAAUAUGUGAAAAAAAUCAUUUUGAUUGUAUAAUCACAGCACCUGACAUUUCUUUUGCUGUAAUGACCGUCUCACUGUCCUUCUUAUUAUAAGACUUAUUAAAGACAAAAAAAAAAAAUA
This is a messenger RNA of Onychostoma macrolepis, 2130 nucleotides long. RefSeq lists its product as uncharacterized. The record is from RefSeq and is a predicted model, not a curated record. The transcript has 7 exons. Bases 201 to 932 code for a protein of 243 amino acids. Gene Ontology annotation, cellular component: membrane. Lineage: Eukaryota; Metazoa; Chordata; Actinopteri; Cypriniformes; Cyprinidae.